AUAAAGUAGGAUAUACUGUUGCUGAGGUGUAAAUGCUUUACGUAUAAACUUCUUCUUGACUUUAAGUCAUACAAAAUUUAGUUUUUGUAAUUCAGAAGGAUUUUGUAUUUGACAAUACAAACAAGGGAUGGAUAUUGUCGUAUGUCUCUGACAAAAGAAGUGUACUAUUUAACUGAUUUAUAUGAUUUGCUUUAAAGCCAACAGACAUCGUUGGACAGAGAUAACUCUACUAGGAAUGCAAUACUAUUUGUAAAUAAACAUUUGUGAAAAGAAUUUUUGGUGGAUAAAAUAUGAACAGUAUGGCAAUGCAGGGUAGAGUAAACGAUCCUCUCUUUCACUUUGAGACACAUUUUCCAGAACGAUUGUCUCGUUUACAUCUCAAUCCGGAAUUUUCUGGUGGUAGUCAUCCAGCUCAAAGAAAGAACAAACGCUCACGUGCAAGACAUGGUACGCGAUACAAGACUCAGCCAGUAACAUUUGAUGAAAUCCAAGAGGUAGACGAAGAAAGCAUUAAAGAGGAAGAUAAAGAAAAGAAGACAGACGGAUUAAAACAUCAGUUCGCAGCUUUCUCUAAGUCAAUGGACGGUUUAGUCCCUAGAUUUAGAAGUAACAUUACCGAUGAUGUUAUUCAAGAAGUGGUAGAUGAUACCACAAUUGAUGUGAAACCAAAUAGGACAAAAAUUGGAAAUAUAGGCAGAAUUCAUUCAGACUCUCCAGAGCUAAGAUUACAAAUAGGAGAGACUGAAGAAAGUUGUAAAGAAAAUAAAGAAAAUGAGCCUAACAAUGGCACAAAAUCGGAAAAUGCGCCAUUAGGAUUACCGCCAUCUGGGCCGAAUACGCGAAGACAACGAACAACGGCAAAGGCGAAGAAACGUCAAAUGCAAGGCGAAGUACAAGGUGGAGGUGAUAAGGGAACGUAGGAAACAAAUACUUUCGUUAUUUCUUUUAUUUUUGUUUAGAAUUUUAAAUGUCGUAGCGUGUGAGUUAGUCAUGGUAUGCGUUAUGAAAUACGUAAUGUUCCAGUUAUUCAUAUGUGCCUUUGAGAUGAACAAAGAAAAUCUGAACAACCGGAUCAUUAGUUUAAGCUGUCAUUUUAUGGACAUUGAUAUUUUUAAAUUAAUAAAGAAAUUGUCGAGGAAAAAUGAUUCAUUAUAUUAAGUUGUUUACAUUUAAGACUUUGAUUUGAAGAAAAGUCAUAAUACAAAAUUAUGAUUAUUGUAAGCAAAACUGCGCUCGAAUGAUUCGACCGCUAAUGCUUAAGAGCAACUGAAAGCGAAGAAAAGUGUUAGUGAAAAAUGAAACAAUAAGAAACCCGUUGGCUGGAAAAUUGCUGAAUAUCUUAGUUGGAACUUACAAGAAUGUGAUAUCAUCUUUACAUGAUUCUCUAUUUUGUGUUUGUUUAAAAUAAUAAUAUAAUAUAAACCUUAAAGUGUAUUCAUUUCAAUGAAAAAACUUCAUAUAAUUUAAAAAGUGAACAUUCUUACUUUUGCAUCGAAUGUAUAUGAAAGGGAAAUAAUAUAUCAAAAGGACUAUGGUUUCAAAUUACCGAAUAAAACAGACACCAUAAGAACAACAAGGGGCAAAACAACCAUAGUUUCUGUGUGUUAAUAAAUUUUUAAGUUUUAAGUAUCAUUUAAUAAUUCAGAUAAGAGAAUAUCGAAGUAAAACUUAUAUUUGCUCGGUUAGAUUUGAUAUUGUGAUUAAAAGUCAAAACUGGAUAAUAAUUUCCUUGAAAUAUAAAGUAUAUUUUAUCAUUUGACAACUAUUUAGAUGAAGUCAGUUUCUUUUUAGUAAAAAUAAGGCAUCACAUCAUUCAGUAGUGUCUUGAAGUCUGGAUUCUGCUUUUGGAUUAAAGUAACACAUUGCAAUUUCUAACUGUUGUGUUAAAACAUGAUUCCGUUUUUUGGAUUUUAACAAUUUCAAUCUCCCGAUAAUUGCUUAAUGACUUCAAAUCAUUUCCCUUUGAAUUAAAGUGGCACAGUUUCUAGAAAGUAUGUUUUCGUAUUUUGAUUCAGUAACAUACUGCAAUAUCUAGUUAUUUGUGAUGAUAUUUUAAUUUAACUUAGAGUUUAACAUACGAUAUAGCCACUGCAGAGCAACACUUUUUGGGAGAUAAAACAGUGGUUGUUGUUGUUGUGAGGUGUUGCUCUAAGCAGAUAGUAAUAAUAGUAGUAAUAAUAUUUCACUUUGGGGGAAAAUGAUACAGUCGCUGUAAAGAGGUUAUUGCUGUUUAGAGGGCCACUCUGCAGAGGUUACUGUGUAACAUUUAAAUUAUGUGAUUAAAGGGACUCCACUGAGGUUUUUUGACGUGAAGGGACCGAAAACAUUUUUCAAAAGUUUUUUUGUAUAAAUAGUACAAAUUUUCAGAUCAUUCGCUUAUUUCGUUUCCUAGAAAUAAUCACAUUUAUUGUGCAAUUGGCCCAAAAAAUGAAAACGCUUUUCACUCAAAUCGGCCAAAAUGGCAUAAAAAUCGAUUAUCUAUACUUAAUACUGUGUAUAUUUAUAUAUCAUGUAUUGCUUUGUUUCAAAUUUAAAUGUACCAGUUUAUUUAAGAAAGAAUUUCAAAAUUUAUUUUUUAGGGUAUGGACCUCAGCGGAGUUCCUUUAAAAUUAAAUUCUGAAUCUUAAUUCCUUCAUUUGAAAGUUACAUAUCUUUACUUGCGCUUUGAUUCUGAGUGGCAUGGCAAAAAGCAAACACUUCUUCAAUUAAGUUCGGUCUCAAAAAAGUAUGUCUAAUAAACGGAAAAUUCAACUAUUGAUAUAUCAAACCUUGCUUCAUUGUUAUCAAUAUUUGUUUUAUAAAAGUUUGUCUAUCACAUUACUGUUAAUUUCGUUACAUUGGUGCUAAUGAGAUUCUGUAAAAUAUAAUCCAAUUACUAGA
Ruditapes philippinarum (Manila clam) is the source of this 2880-nucleotide messenger RNA. RefSeq lists its product as uncharacterized. Bases 291 to 920 code for a protein of 209 amino acids. The transcript has 2 exons. Lineage: Eukaryota; Metazoa; Mollusca; Bivalvia; Venerida; Veneridae. The record is from RefSeq and is a predicted model, not a curated record.